Acanthaster planci (crown-of-thorns starfish) is the source of this 2574-nucleotide messenger RNA. Its product is annotated as 4-aminobutyrate aminotransferase, mitochondrial-like. Lineage: Eukaryota; Metazoa; Echinodermata; Asteroidea; Valvatida; Acanthasteridae. The record is from RefSeq and is a predicted model, not a curated record. Gene Ontology annotation, molecular function: 4-aminobutyrate:2-oxoglutarate transaminase activity; pyridoxal phosphate binding. Gene Ontology annotation, biological process: GABA catabolic process. Gene Ontology annotation, cellular component: mitochondrion.
CGUGCAGCGUGUGUUCGUAUCUGUUCCUUGCUCUAUGAUCAUGCCGGUUAUAUUCAGCCCGCAACUCCAGGGGCGCGGCAUUAGGACUGGGACUUGUGUAAACAGUCGAAAGUGCAGCGGGUCAAAAGAUCUCCCAUGCCUUGUCAGGAUUCAAGUCCGAGGAUCAAUAGCAUUCGUGACGAGAGCGUGGAGCCAAGCCCUUUCGCCUAUGCAGUAGCCUACAAGGACAGACUGCAACAAAAGUCUCGCAAUAGGCUACAUGUACAUGCAAGACCUACUGAACUUCAACACAACAGCAGAAGGAGCUCCCGCGGGCUGAGCAGUGUUGGUGGUCGGUUCCCGGUCCAUAGUACGAGCCCAAGAGAAGGGCUCUGAACAAGGUCCACUGUCCGGUCGGGACGUCAGUAUACUUUUGUGCACGCUACUUUAUCGCGGUGGUUGGUUUGAUCUUCUAGUAUACUCAUCAUGGCUUGGAUGCAGAGGUUGACCUCCUAUGGACUUGGUCCAGCAAGAUGUAGAUUAUUGAUUGGUCAUGUCCAUGGGAGUGUGCUCCGAGGAUUUGGUACAAGUUCCGUGAAUGCUGCUGUCAAAAAACUUGUGCCCAAUGAGUAUGAUGAACCAUGCGUCAAGACGCCCAUUCCAGGCCCAAGAUCAUUGGAACUUAUAAAGAAUUUGGACGACAUCACAAAGAAUUCCGGUACAGUAAAUUACUUUGUAGACUUCAAAGCCAGCUUGGGGAAUUACGUGGUCGAUGCUGAUGGGAACCGGCUCUUGGAUCUUUUCAUGCAGAUUUCGUCCAUCCCCAUUGGAUACAACCAUCCCGCUGUAAUUGAUAUUCUCAAGAAUUCAGAUAAUUUGCACGUCAUGGCCAAUAGGCCUGCACUUGGUAUGUUUCCAGUGGAGGCAUUUCCCAACAUGCUGGAUGAGGCAUUCCUGUUGUGCGCGCCCAGAGGCCUAAACCUCGUACAGCCCAUGAUGUGUGGGGCUUGCUCCAAUGAGAAUGCCAUCAAGCAAGCGUUCAUCUGGUACCGGCGAAAGAAAAGAGGAGGGCCAGCAACACAGGAAGAGAUUGACUCAAGUGUGACUGGCAAGGAACCAGGGUGUCCACCAUACACAGUGCUGUCAUUCAAUGGAUCCUUUCAUGGACGCUCUCUGGGUUGCUUGUCCUUAACCAACUCCAAGCCAGUGUACCGUCUGGAUAUUCCUACUUUGGAUUGGCCCGUCGCUCCCUUCCCUCGAUUGAGUUACCCGCUGGAGGAUUUUGGGUCGGAGAAUCAGGCUGAGGAAAGCAGGUGUCUGCAAGAGGUGAUCAGACUGAUUGAGGCUAACAAAGUACGGGGUAAGGACAUAGCAGCAGUCAUUGUGGAGCCCAUCCAAGGGGAAGGGGGAGACAACCACGCCACCGCUGACUUCUUCCAUCAACUCCAGAGGAUAUGCAAAGAGCACGGUGUGGCCUUAAUCAUCGACGAGGUCCAGACUGGCUGUGGGACCACUGGCCACUUCUGGGCCCACGAAGCAUGGAAUCUACCAGAGCCCCCAGACUUUGUCACCUUCAGCAAGAAGAUGUUGUCUGGCGGCUACUACUUCAAGGAUGAGUUUGCCGUGGAUGCGCCCAGCAGGAUCUUCAACACCUGGAUGGGCGAUCCGCCCAAACUCUUGAUGCUGGCUGCCAUCGUCAAGGUCAUCAAGGAGAUGGAUCUGGUAGGCGUGGCCAGGGACUCUGGCCAGUACCUGAUGGAUGGCAUCAAGGACCUGCAGAGCAAGUACCCUGAGCAGUUGAGCCGAGCUCGAGGUAUGGGAACCCACAUUGCUGUGGACUGUAAAGAUGGGGAGUCUGCCGCCAAGAUCAUGAAACUUGUCAGGGAGAAAGGAGUGAUUGUGGGACUGUGUGGCAAACAGUCUAUACGAGUUCGGCCAGCUCUUGUCUUCCAGCCUCACCAUGCCGAUAUUUUCUUGGAGACAUUCAACAAGGUCUUGGCCAACCUGUGAACUGAAAGAGAAAAUUCUGCAUAGCUAAGCUAUGAUGUAUUGGUGGAAAGAUCCCAUAGUGAUUCGUUCAUCCGAAUUUAUCAAAAUCUUGUCCUAGUAAAUCAUAGUACGAUUUAGAAAGCUGCAUGCAAAGGGCUACCUCAAUUUAAAGGGGAAAAAACAGCAUACUGGGCUUCAUGUUGUACAUGUAGUCAUUUUUGCCUAUGUUGCUGGAAAGUUCUAAUGUGAAUAUGGUCUGAAGGCCUUGACAGAUAAAGAGAAUUUGAACAGUAUACCAAGUCAAAUGAUUAAUGAGCUAUAAGCAGCAGGCAAUUUCUGCAUUGCUUGCAGGGCCCAUUUUUUCCCAACUUUGUCUUCCUUCGAUAGCAAAGAAUCUCUUUUGCUGUAGCAGACAAUUCUGGGCCAACGGUCAGUGUAUUACAAAGCUUAGCAAGGAUUGAAUGCAAGCAAGGAGGAAGCCAAUGGAUUGAGACAUAAUUUCUGCGGCAGCACGUUAUGCUUAGCAUAGGAUCUUAAAGGGAUGGGCCGUGCUGGGAAGAUUUUUUGUAAAACCUGCAUCAACACAUAAAACAAACAUACGUAUAA